Laccaria bicolor S238N-H82 is the source of this 468-nucleotide messenger RNA. RefSeq lists its product as uncharacterized. Lineage: Eukaryota; Fungi; Basidiomycota; Agaricomycetes; Agaricales; Hydnangiaceae. The record is from RefSeq and is a predicted model, not a curated record. The transcript is spliced from 7 exons. Bases 1 to 468 code for a protein of 155 amino acids.
AUGUUCUAUUCAUCAUCACCAACUUCCUCUAGAUCUUUAUCCAUGUUAGAAUUGGUCCCAAGCAAAAGUAAAAAAAACAAGGGUGGCUGUGGCCAAUAUAAAGAGGGAGAGCUCUACUUGCCAGACCUCAAAGUCAAACUGGAGGAAACCCCCUCUCUGGAACAAGAGAAUGUGGUGGAAGGUGAAAAUUUUGACAGCCUGAGUGAGGACUCAGCAGGGCUGUGGUUCAUAAACUGCAUGGACCAUGAUAUCCCAACUCCCCACAUGGAUUUCUUCAUUCCUUACAUGGCCUAUGGAUUCCUCAUCAUCCUUUUUGAUAGCUCCAACCCCUACUUCACUGCCCCUAUUGAGGCUCUUAACGAGUUUGCUGAGGUCUAUGUGGUUGACCCCCACCUUCAAGGCCUGGCUGAGGGCAUCAAUCAGGUUGUAAUUAUUCACAUUUCUGCUCUUUUUCUGUCUACAUUCUGA